Molecule: messenger RNA, 1366 nt
Organism: Diachasma alloeum
Lineage: Eukaryota; Metazoa; Arthropoda; Insecta; Hymenoptera; Braconidae
Gene: Nurf-38
Product: inorganic pyrophosphatase
Exons: 7
Coding region: 19-1017 (332 amino acids)
Biological process (GO): phosphate-containing compound metabolic process
Cellular component (GO): cytoplasm
Molecular function (GO): magnesium ion binding; inorganic diphosphate phosphatase activity
Source: RefSeq, a predicted model, not a curated record
UGUCCGGCAGAUGUCGCGAUGACUCUCGCUAAGCUACACGCUUUUCGCUUGUGGGGUUUGAACAGAAUCAGAAUUCCUUUGAGUUCAGUACUGGCUGAUCGUGUUACUAAUUGCAUACGUUUAUUUAGUAGUGAACUGACCAGUUUAAAUAUGUCUUACACAACUGUGGAGCGUGGUGCACCAAACACCACAGAUUUCAGAAUAUACUUUAAAAAGGAUGACAGCCUUAUUUCUCCAAUGCACGAUAUUCCUCUCUACGCCGACGAAGCCAACAAAGUGUUCCACAUGGUUGUGGAGGUACCACGAUGGACAAAUGCAAAAAUGGAAAUUAAUCUGAAGGAAACUCUCAAUCCGAUAAAACAGGAUAUGAAAAAUGGAAAAUUACGUUUUGUUGCCAAUUGUUUCCCUCACCAUGGAUACAUUUGGAAUUAUGGUGCUUUGCCUCAAACAUGGGAAAAUCCUGAAGUUUUGGAUGAAGCAACUGGCUUCAAAGGUGAUAAUGAUCCAAUCGAUGUCCUUGAAAUUGGGUACAGGAUUGCAAAACGAGGGGAAGUUCUCAAGGUCAAAGUUUUGGGAACUGUGGCUCUGAUUGAUGAAGGUGAAACCGACUGGAAGAUCAUAGUGAUCGACGUCAAUGACCCUCUCGCUGAUCAGAUGAACGAUAUAGCUGAUAUUGAAAAACAUUACCCUGGUCUUUUGAAAGCGACAGUCGAGUGGUUCAAAAUCUACAAAAUUCCUGAUGGAAAACCAGAGAAUCAAUUCGCAUUCAAUGGGGACGCAAAAUCACGUGAUUUUGCGCUGAAUAUUGUUGGAGAGGUGCACGAACACUGGAAGGAUCUCAUAAAAAGAGAGACCCCGCCCGCUGGAAUUUCAUGUGCUAAUGCUACGAUUGACGAUUGCAAAUUCAAAGUCGAUGCUGCGGCAGCUGAGGAGACGUUCAAUCAGUCACCAGAAUUCGCUGAAUCCUCUCCCAUCGAUCCUAUAGUUGAUAAGUGGCACUACGUACACCUAAAAUGAAGCCAGGCCCCGCCUGAGGCUGUGAGACGUGGACAAGUGGAGUAGAAGCUACUUAUUUUACAUUCACAAUAUUCCACAAUGGGCACAACAACCAAUUCCUCCAAUAUUCCUCCAAUUUUUUAUAAAUUUCUUUUCCCCUUUUCAACGACUGCAGCUUUCUCAAUUUUUCUCAUUCAUUGCAUAUCGAUAGAUAAUCUCAAAUAGUAAACAGGAAAAGGGAGAAGAUAGAAUUCAUAAAAUAGGCGUUAAUUCCAAACGGGCUAAAAAAACAGGACUGUCCAUUACUCCUCAAGGUUGUAUAGCAUUCAAUGAUGAAAGAUUUGUAGCAAAUAAAAGGAUUUUACGGUUA